Molecule: messenger RNA, 9982 nt
Organism: Anneissia japonica
Lineage: Eukaryota; Metazoa; Echinodermata; Crinoidea; Comatulida; Comatulidae
Product: probable phospholipid-transporting ATPase IM
Exons: 24
Coding region: 221-3913 (1230 amino acids)
Biological process (GO): Golgi organization; phospholipid translocation
Cellular component (GO): plasma membrane
Molecular function (GO): ATP hydrolysis activity; magnesium ion binding; ATPase-coupled intramembrane lipid carrier activity
Source: RefSeq, a predicted model, not a curated record
CCUUUUGGCAAGGGAUGACCAGGAAUCAGGAUUCACUAUAUGGGCGGUAACCUUCUGUCUCGUUUGUAUAGACUUGCGUCUGAAUGGCUCACACCUGGAAUUUUAUGGUUAUCUAUUCAUGGAGAUCGUCUAUUCUUUCACUUUUACUAAUCAGAAUCGGUUCGUUUUAUUUAAGAAUUUCCCUUCAUAGUGGACAGAACUAAACGGCCAAAGAUACACAAUGGCUGCAACUCCAGAUUGUGGACGGGUUGUGAAGGCAAAUGACCGAUCAUUCAAUUCUCAAUUUAAAUAUGCAAAUAAUUAUAUCAAGACUUCCAAGUACAACAUUUUCACAUUUAUUCCAAUAAAUUUAUUUGAGCAGUUUAUGAGAAUUGCCAAUUUUUACUUCUUAAUACUGUUAAUACUGCAGUUCAUUGAUGUAGUUUCAUCGUUAAACCCUGUAACGACAGCCUUACCCCUAGUAUUUGUACUAACUGUAUCGGCAGUUAAGGACGGCAUCGAUGAUUAUAAAAGACACAAAAGCGAUGGGACAGUUAACAAUAGAACUGCAGAAAUAUUGGUUUGCCAAGACACAAAGCGUGAUCUAGUGGCGACCAAGUGGCACCAUGUGCAAGUUGGGGAUAUCAUUAAACUGUAUAAUAAUGACUUUGUGACGGCCGACAUCCUUGUAUUAUCUAGUAGCGAGCCGCAUAGCGUAGUUUACGUUGAAACUGCUGAGCUUGAUGGUGAAACCAACCUGAAAGUGAAACAAGCCCUUCCAGAAACAUCACCGUUAGGACAGGACCUAGAAAAACUUGGCAAUUUUAAUGGGGAGGUUCAAUGCGAGGCUCCAAAUAAUCGUCUUGAUCGAUACGAGGGAACACUAAAUUGGGGCGAAGAGAAGUUCUCGCUGAACAAUGACCAGCUCUUGCUAAGAGGGUGUCGGAUACGUAAUACACAGUGGUGUUAUGGAAUUGUAAUCUUUGCCGGCAAGGAUACGAAGCUGAUGCAGAACAGUGGGAAGUCGAAGCUUAAAAGAACCAGUCUGGAUAAACUUAUGAACAAGCUUGUAAUAUCAAUAUUUAUAUUAAUGCUUGUCAUCUGCCUCAUCUGUUCCAUCUGCUGUUCCGUGUGGGAAUAUACAUAUGGGGAAGAGUUCCAGGUUUACCUUCCUUGGGAUCAGAAGAACGGCGCUAUCAUUGCAACCUUGAAUUUCUUCUCGUAUAUAAUUGUACUAAACACACUUGUACCUAUCUCACUUUACGUAACGGUAGAGUUGAUUCGUUUGUUCCAGAGCUUUUGGAUAAACUGGGAUGUGAAAAUGUAUUACGAGACCAAGGACUGCACAGCAAAGGCCCGAACCACAACAUUAAAUGAGGAGCUGGGGCAGAUUCAGUAUGUGUUUUCUGAUAAAACAGGUACUUUAACCCAGAAUAUGAUGACAUUCAACAAGUGUAGUAUCUCUGGUAGGAAGUUCGGAGAGUUCAAAAACAAAGCAGGAGAUAUUGUACCGAUUGACGAGGACACACCGAAAGUUGAUUUCUCAUCAAACAAAUAUUACGAGGAAAGUUUUGAGUUUUAUGACAAUUCGCUAAAGGCUGGAGUAGAUCGCGGAGACCGUCAGACGUGGCUUUUCUUCCGGUUGCUUGCACUCUGCCAUACAGUCAUGGCCGAGCAUGGAGAUGAUGGGAGCUUAACCUAUCAAGCCCAGUCCCCUGAUGAAGCAGCAUUAGUCGGUGCUGCAAGGAACUUUGGUUUUACUUACAAAUCACGUACGCCAACAACAAUCACAAUUGAAGUUCAGGGAAGAGAAGAUACGUACGAGCUUCUUCAGAUCUUGGACUUCAAUAACGUCCGCAAACGAAUGUCUGUGAUUGUCCGGCAAAACAAUCGUAUCAAGUUAUUCUGUAAGGGCGCAGAUAAUGUGGUUUUUGAGAGACUUGGGGAAGCCAGUACCUUUCUCAAAGAUGUUACGCAAGAACAUUUGAAUGACUUUGCAAACGAAGGACUGAGAACAUUGGUUCUAGCAAUGAAAGAUAUUGGAGAACAAGAAUACAAGGAUUGGAACAAGAAGUAUCAUGAGGCCUCAACCUCACUUGAAAACAGAGAAGAAAAGAUAGAUGCUGUUCAAGAAGAAAUUGAAAAGGAUAUGAUGUUGCUAGGGGCAACAGCAAUUGAAGAUAAACUCCAAGAUGGGGUGCCAGAAACUAUUGAGAAUCUUAUCAAGGGUAAUAUCAAAGUAUGGGUGUUGACAGGAGACAAACAAGAAACAGCGAUCAACAUCGGUUACUCCUGUCGUUUGCUUACCGAUGAGUUCAACGAAGUGUUCGUCAUCAACCAAACCGAGGAGGAGGCGAUUAAAGAAGUAGUAAACAACACUCUUGAUAAGAUUUGUGAUACCAUGGGGAUUAAGAACAAAAUGAGAUGUGAUGAGGAUGAUAUUGUUGACGAGGAUGAUGACGAGGAGGAUGAGAAAAAGAACAUGGAACAACUGGCGAGCAUCUAUAGCUUUGCGAUUGUUAUCACUGGAGCCAGCUUGGUACAUGCACUGCAAGCAGAUAUUGAACAGAUUUUCCUGGAGGCCGCUUGUUUCUGCAAAACCAUCAUCUGUUGCCGUGUCACACCUUUGCAAAAAGCACAAGUUGUGAAUCUUGUGAAAAAAUACAAGAAAGCAGUGACACUUGCGAUAGGGGAUGGUGCCAAUGAUGUCAGCAUGAUUAAAGCUGCACAUAUAGGUGUUGGAAUUAGCGGUCAAGAGGGAAUGCAAGCUGUUCUGGCAAGUGAUUUCUCAUUUGGGCAGUUCCGUUUUCUUGAAAGGCUUCUGCUUGUUCACGGACGUUGGUCAUACGUGCGUAUGAGCAAGUUUCUGUCGUACUUCUUCUACAAGAAUUUCGCAUUUACUCUUAGUCACUUUUGGUUUGCGUUCUAUUGUGGCUUCUCAGCUAUGGCUGUUUAUGACCAGUGGUUCAUUACACUCUACAAUAUUGUAUUCACAUCGCUCCCUGUCAUAGCUCUUGGAAUCUUUGAUCAGGAUGUGAAUGAGGACAUGUGUGUUAGAUUCCCAGCAUUGUAUAAACCUGGACAGAAGAAUGAGUACUUCAACUACUGGGUGUUCACCAAGAGCAUUGUGUCUGGAACAAUCACCUCCCUCACACUAUUCUUUAUUUCUUAUGGAACCUUCCUAGAUGUGGCGAACCCAGAUGGUUUUCCAGCAGGAUCGCAGACUACCUUUGGUUGCAUUUUAGCUUCCAUGCUGGUACUGGUUGUCAACUUUAAGAUGGCAAUGGACACAGCCUACUGGACGGUAUUCAACCACAUCUGCAUCUGGUUAAGCAUCAUCAGUUACUGGAUAAUAAUCUUCACCAUGUACAGUGACAUCAUGUACGAGUUCUUCUUUGCCAUUUUCACAUUUAUUGGUUCUGCACGGAUUAUGAGCACAAUGCCAACAUUCUGGUUCAGUAUGCCACUGGUAUGUGUCAUACUACUCAUGCCCGUCGCCGGAAAGCGCGCCAUUUCGAUGGAUGUUGCGCCAACCCUUGCAGAGAAGGUCCGCAUGCUGCAGCAGAGGGAAGCUCAACAGGCAAAGGAAGACAAGGACAAUGUUGUUGAGCUGAAGUCGUUGAAGCGUAUCGAUGGUGAUAUGAAUGGCAAAGUUAUUAAAAAUGAUCGGCCGAAGAGUCGCAAAGAUUCGGUUCGGGAAGAAGGAAUUAGCCGCAAGCGCCCUCAGUCAGCGGGAUCAGGUUAUGCGUUUUCGCAUCAAGAAGGAUUUGGAAGGAUGAUCACAUCAGGAACAAUCCGAGACAGUCAACGACGUAAGAAAGGAAGGGAAAAGAAUGGAACUGCCUCUACAGACAGGCGGAAGUCAAGUGCACAUAGCCGAGAUACAGACAGUGGAAGAGGGUCAGCUUUGAAAGACGAAGAGCUUAUUGUAUAAGGCACAUCAAUCAAACAAAGGCCUAUUAUGAAGAAGAAAAAAUUUAUUUCAGGAAUAAAACACAUGGUAUGGUUGGUAACAUUUGGGAUAAAUAUUUCUCUGUUUGGUAAAUUAAUGCUUCUUUGUUGUGAAAAUGAGAACAAAUUCCUUCAUGUACAAUUGUAAAAAUAAAGCAGUAUAUAUGUACAUUUUGGGGAAACUGUAUAGUUACAGGUAUUUAAUUAGAUGAACUAUUUUUGUACUAUUUUUGGUGGUCUUCUGGUAUAUUUAGUGUGAAGAUAUAAUUUUCUUGGUGAAAAGGGCAUUUAACAGAGUUGGCUAGUGAGCGAUAAUCAGAAAAACAUGAAGAAGUUUUGCAAGUAGUAUGCUUAAAAGAAUAAGGCAAAUUUGUCAAAAAUUUUAAUAUUUUUGGACAAUUUUCUGAACAUUCAGAGGGCAUUUUGAGUUGUCACUUAUAUACUUAGUAGUUUGUCAAUAAUAACAUAUUUCGUAUAUUAACUUAAAUUACAAUUUGUAAACAGGAUUUUACCAAAGCACUUGUGAAGAUUUAUCAUAAAAAUGCAUCUUUGGAAUUAAAGCACAAUUCUUUAAAUACUGAGGCUGCUUCAGUUGGAUAUAUCAUGUUUAAUUAGGUUUAUUUUAUGUUGCCGUUCAUCAUUAACUGUUAACCAUAUUUGUUUUUGUGUUCACAUUGUAUUGACUGGUAAGCAUGCAUAUUAGGCAAGUUUAACUGUAUUCUCAUAUGCCAGUCAAUUCUCAUGGGUUGCUUAUGCAACUCUUUCAUGGUUUAAUUCAUGCAUGGAGCUUUUGUAAUGAUGUUACUGUAUGCCCCGUCUAUGUGAAGUCAUUGUAUAUUCUCUCAUCUUCUUUUAUAAUUUAUUAUUCACCAAACAUGUCUGCUUUUUAAUGAGUUUUAUGAUAAGUUUCUAAAAUUCAGUUUUUGUCAACAUGGGACCUAUAGAAGAGUUUUGGCUCCAUGGUGUGAAGUGUCUUGUGCAAUACAUUUUUUAAGAUAAAUUAUAAACAAAAUGUUUUGUUCAUUUUAUAGUAGAAAAAAAGUCAGCAGAAGGGCGAUGCUCAAUCAUGUGACAUGAUCUACCAAAAAAAUUGAUUCUAUCAUCAUAUGUUAAUGAAUUUUUAUAAGUUUAAUGUUUUAUUUGACAAAACAAAGGUCAUAGUUUUCUCUAACUAAAAAUUAGUGAAUGUGUUGACAAAUUUAUUGAAUUUUUAAAUGUAUAAUUUUUAUGAGCAUCUAAUUUUAAGCUACAAAAUAAUGUAACUCAGUAAUUACUGAAACAUUAAUAAAAAUGUACACAGCAUAAAAAAAAAUCUGGUAAUAUAUUUUAUCAGGAAUUUAUUUUUUAACACAUUAAAAUUAAUUCUUUAACAAGUUAUUAAUAAUGGAUAUUUUAAAACAAUUGCUCUAUCUCUUUGUAGAGCAGACCUCAGUUAAAAAUGUAAUUAUUUCUGUAUCAAUCCCUUUAUAUCUGGCCAUAUGACAACGGUAUUAGACUUAGUAUACACAGGAACCAAAUUUAUUAACGUAAUCUAUACAUGCAAACCCUACUACUCUACACUCCAGGCCAUAGAACAUGUAAGUAUACACAUAAGCCAUACUACACAUUAUUGUAUGUGUAGACACAUAAUAUGUAUUCAUUUAGGAAUGGUGGCAGGACAACACUUAACAUGGAUUCCUUGAAUAAUUUUUCUUUUCUUCCAGACUUCUUGUGCCUUAAUGACUAAUUCACAGAAUUUCAACCAAACUUUGUCCAAUAUUGAGACAUAAAGAAUGUUGUUUUAUAUGUUACAUACCAAUGCAUGUCUAGUGGGUAGAAGAUUAAGUGAAAAACAAACAACAUAUAGUGUACAUUACAUGUUCUGUGUCCCAUUUAUAGUUUUGUAGAUUAAUGGACAUAUUUUGUAAGGUGAAGAUGCAACUAUGAAUUUCAUAAUGUAAUAAAGUUAAUACCUCUUAGUUAUAAUUAGGGCUUGAUGUAUAACAUCCAGUCAAUUGUAAAUUUGUACUCCUUUAUGGAGUAGUUUUAGAUAUUAUUAUUAUUAUCAACAUUCCAUAAUAUAUGUAUAUAUAACAUUAUAUUACAGUGAACAUGUAUCUUUAGUUUUUUCUUUAUAAAAUGCCAAGGUCUGUAUUAUACUUUCUUAUCUGAGAUUAAUCAGUGGACCUUUCGGUUCAUGCCAAGGUCUGUUAGAGUAAAUUCUUCAAGGUAAAUUUAUCAAGGGAGAUUUUGCCGCAUGCUUUCGAUUUCAUUGAUCUAGAAAAAGUGUACGAAAUAUGUUCCGUAAGAGAAGUCAAACCUUUGUUGUUUUGUUAUUCAGGCCCGUAGCCAGGGGAGUUUUAUGGUUCUGGUGAAACCCUCCCCCCCCCCCCCCCCCCACCCUUAAUUUCCGAAUGAGUCCUCCAACCCAAAUAAUGCAGUGACUCAUGGAAUGUUUUGCUGCAUACCUUUUUCAAACAUAUCUGCUUUUAUAGCAUUAUUUAGACCUAUAAAACACAAAAAUCCUCUGGCAUAGGGGGUUUUGCUGACCACACCAGGGCUUCAUGCUCAGAGAACCCCCUUGGGAAGAACCUGGCUACGGGCCUGUUAUAUACUGAGGUUGAUAUUUGCUAUGCGAUGGAUAAUGUGGAAUAUACUUCCACAUGUUCCAGUUUGUGUAAUCAUGUAUAUGUGGAAAAUGCCAGCUAUCAAUCAAUCGUUCCAUUUAUAUGGCUACAUUCCAACAUGAUUAAAAUACCGUAUACAUGGUAUCAAGACAUUGGUUCUUCUUCUACCUGCAUAUAUACUGAACAUGGGGCAAAACCUCUUUAUCUACUUGUAUGGCUGAGUUAUAUUAAUGGAGGAUAAUAGUGAAGUUCACUUAUUGGUGUACAGAAUAAAGGACCAUAAAUGUAACAGAAUCCUUAUAUAUUGUUAUGUAAUUCUUGCUUUGUUUUUCUUUUAUAAGGGGUAUCAUUUAUAUAAUCUUUUCACUUGUAAUCAUUUUUGCUAUUUUUUAAACAUGACAAUGAGAAUCCUAUCAAUAAUCCUUAUAUUUUAUUAUAUAAUGUUUGUUUUUGUCUUAUAUAUAACUUGAGCUUUUAGAAAAAUAUCAGUGAUAUGACAUUACGAUAUUUAACAGUUGAGUUUUAAUAGGUGAGAUAGUAUGGUGUUUCAGCAGGCUUUUGAACAUAGGAGCAGCUAUUUUUGUAAAUGCAAUGACAUGCACACCUGCUGAACAAAUGCUAUAUUUUUGGGGGAGAAAAUCUUAUAGUAAACACAGCCCUCUCCCAUAUGUUUUAUGUUUGAUGCUUUGUAGCUCAUUUCGUAUACUAUCAUUUUGCCUUAUCCAGUGAAUGUUUUGUUUAGAUGGAAAUAAAAAACACAUACAAUUAAUAAUGUGCGUUAGAUUUUAUUAUUUAUCGUAGGUCUCUUUUAUUCAAUAUCUUGUCUUAAGAAAGUUUUUAGACAAUAGGACAAAAGGCACCAUGGUUAAUACAUAUGUAACUUAAAUACUUGAGACACUAAUAAUUGGAAAUGCCACUACAUCUAUUGUCCAAAUUGUUCUGGUUAAUUUGCUCACCAACUAAAAUAAAUUGAACUUUUGCAAUUUGAACAAUCUAAUGUAUUAAAUACAUAUUUAUUGCAGUGAAUCCUAUCUAAUUUUAAUGAAAUUGAACAGAAAAUAUAAAUUGAGCUUUGCAUUAAAGUUACACUGUAUUGUAAAACAUAAUCAAAUUAAUUCAUGUAAUUGCUGAUUUAAAAAGAUCGGCAAGUAUCAAAUUCCAAUGAGAAUUGUACUGGAAUUGUAUUUAUUUAUUGGCCAAGAAUAUAAUUUUUAAUCUUGUAGCUUUCACUUCUUGCAAGAAGUGAAUUCAAUGUGAAAGCAGAAGACUGCAUUCAAAAUUUAAGUUUGAGAGGUGAGUUAGACAUAAAACAUUUCUCAGCCACAAUUAUGAUGAGACAGGUAUCUGAGCAUCUGUAAAAUUUCCUCCCAGGGCCCCCUCUAUUCAAGAAUACACCACUGAUUUGAAUACAAAGUUAUUCAAAUAAUGUAUUGCAUUUUAUUUUGAAAGAUUUUGUUUAGCUUAACACAGACAGUAUAUUUUUAAUGCAUGGUUGCUAUCCCUUUGUUUACAUCACACCACAUUAAGUAUACUAAAAGUGUUUCAUGGUACAAAAUGAAAAUUAAAAGUAUCUGGCAAUUUAAAAAUUAAAGGAAUGUUGAUAAUGAAAGAUUCCCUUGUAGUUAAACACAACUUUUUAAAAGCAUAAAACUGAAUCUUGAUUGGUUGAAGAAUGAAUCAAUAAUUUAUUGGAUAUACUAAUGUUUUAAUCUGAGUAACAGAAUAUUCAUGAUAUUUCUGGAUGGAUUUGGUAGAUUUGGUCCAUAUUAAGUUACAUCUCAUGAACCAUAAUUUCAUCUCAUUUAACUACAAGUUCAUUAGCCAAUUACAGGAUCAAUGCAAUAGUAAACAAAUAAUUGUUUAAGAAUGCAAUGGGAAGAAUAUUUUCAUGAGUUGAAAGAUUGACUGUUCAUUCAAUGAGGCGGAGCUGAGUUGAAUGGAACAGUCAAUCUUUCAACUCAUGAAAAUAUUCUUUCCAUUACACGAAUACAAAACAUUCAUUAUUUGUCUUAAACACUAUAAUAGAUUCUUGUCAUUUGAUAUUUUAUGGAAAAAAAAUAUAGCGUUUUUCUGAAUGAAACAGUCCAGCAUUUUUUUAACCAAUGAAAAGAUUGUAUUAGUUUGAGGCAUGCAAUAGAGUGAAACGGAUGGAAAUUAAAAUGCACAUUGUAACUAAUUAUCAUGAUGAGUGACGAAAUGAUGUAAAUAACCAAUGUCAUGGUUGUCUGGUUUCAGUCUUGGGCACGAAGUCAGAAUGAUUUCCCAUAAAAUUUGGAGUACCACAAGGGUCCGUCAUCAGUCCAUCACUGGUCACGGUGUAUACACAAGAAAUAACAAAUAUUUUAAGGGUUGCGGGUGUUAAAUUUCAUCUUAACGCUCAAAUCUACAUUAGCUGUGACCCAAAAUCACCUGAUGACCUGACCUUGGCCAUAAGUAAAUUAAAUAAAUGUAUUGACAAUCUACAAUCCUGGAUGCGUGCAAACAAACUCAAACUAAAUGAUUCGAAAACAGAAUUAAUUGUUUUUUCACCACCAAGAUUUAAUACAAACUCACUUGAUGUGAAGCUGCAAAUUGGCAUGUCCAUAAUUACUCCAUCAAAAGUUGUUAAAAACCUUGGGGUUCAGUUUGAUGAACAUCUAAACAUAGAUCUGAACGUUUCCAGGACCCGACAGACGGUUAAUUUUUAUCUUAGAAAUAUUUCUCAGAUUAGAAAUUAUAUCGAUGACAAAACGUGCACUAUUGAACUACAGUCAUUAGUUCUAUGUAGAUUAGAUUACUGUAACUAAUUACUUUCAGAAACGUCUAAAACUAAUGUGAAGUCCUUGCAAUUGCUGCAAAACAGGGCAGCAUGCAUGGUUUUUAAAGCGUCCAUGGGCACUAGUACAACCCCGUUACUCAAACAAUUAAAAAUGGCUUCCAAUUGAAAAGCGUAUUGUUUUAAAGUCAAUGAGUAUAAUCUACGUAUGUCUUAAUGCGCCUAUUUAUCUUAGAAAUUUAAUUCAAAAAUAUGAAUCUCAUAGAACUGGUCUUAGAUCCUCCAUGGAUAAUACCAUGCUUUACAUUCCACGCACAAUUAUGGACCCAAAUUAUGGAACACUCUGCCUAUCACAAUUUGUCAAUCACCAACUUUAGUUUCUUUUAGGAAAAAAUCUCAAAUCACACCUGCAACCUUAAUCUGUAGUCUUGCAACAUCCAUGGAGGAUCAGGAGUUUUUUUCUUCUUUUUUUUUGGCCAUUGUUCAUUGUUGAUCUGUUUGCGUUCUUGGAGGGUUCUCUCCUUUAAUGUGAUUGAUGUUUGGAAUUUUUAUUGUCUUUAGUCAUUGCUGACCUGUUCGCUAUGCUGGGGGGAUUUUUGUUUUUUCAUUGUGAUUUUGAUGUUUUGAAUUAAUUUGUGAUGUUGAUGUCUUUUUGUCAAAGCACUAUGUAAAUAGUGCUUAAUAAAUGAAA